Messenger RNA from Umbelopsis ramanniana AG, 955 nucleotides. RefSeq lists its product as uncharacterized. NCBI's taxonomy places the organism in Eukaryota, Fungi, Mucoromycota, Umbelopsidomycetes, Umbelopsidales, Umbelopsidaceae. The transcript has 6 exons. The record is from RefSeq and is a predicted model, not a curated record. Gene Ontology annotation, molecular function: protein binding. Bases 1 to 801 code for a protein of 266 amino acids.
AUGAUCGAUCACAGACUUCUGACCACUAAUCCGGUCUUACUUGGUUCUUCCUUGUUACUAGUGAUUGGCUGGGCCGUUGCAUUUUGCGGCCUUUGCAUCUCCCAAGGACUUGUAUUCAAUUUAUCAUGGUGGUUUAUUAUCUAUCAAUUCAUGAUCAUGAUGUUUGUCUUCAUUGUCAUUGUCACCUCCUCCAUUGCACAAUACCGCCUUGUGGUUUUGACUUUCUUGGCAUUAAGCCUUUCAUACUGCACAGGAGAGAUAUCAAAAUACCUUCAUACUGAACUCUCCACAUCCGCAGCCAUCACCACCGGUUACAUUUUCAUAGCUAUUGUCCAGUUCCUCUGGGUUUUCAUUUUUGGCAGCACAGAGAAUUCAAAGUUGGGCAGCGUUAUCGACAACUUGACACUUCAUGCACAGGUCAUGCCGACGGCAGCAGUCGCGGCUCCUGCCAUGGUCCAGACCAAGACUUACGCCACACCCGCAUACAGUCCUCCCCGAGGCAAUGGUAGCCAGACCACACUUCAACAGCAGCAAAGCAUCAAGCAUACAUCUUAUGUUUCGAACAGCAAUCAAAGUGCUCCCGACGGCGAAAAUACUGUGGUGGUUAGUCCGAAUGCGGAAUAUCCACUUGAUGUGGUUGCACUACAUUCAUACGACGCCAACCCUGAUGACCCGAACGAACUCUCAUUUACCAAAGGCGACGUUUUGCAAGUCCACGAUAAGCGAGGCAACUGGUGGCAGGCUCGCAAAGCCGACGGGUCAGUCGGCAUCGUGCCGUCUAACUAUUUCUCAAGGGAUUAAAGGAAUCGUUCAAAGUAAAACAUCUCGUCUACCGUCGACAGCAUCAUCAGACCUUUGCUUUCUCUACAUCAUGAAAGUUCCAUGGCAUAUUCACAUUUUUUAAGCUAUCUAUCUAUUCCGUUAUCAUUUGUUCCUUCAUGGCAUGCCAUACUGU